Panicum virgatum (switchgrass) is the source of this 667-nucleotide messenger RNA. RefSeq lists its product as uncharacterized. The record is from RefSeq and is a predicted model, not a curated record. NCBI's taxonomy places the organism in Eukaryota, Viridiplantae, Streptophyta, Magnoliopsida, Poales, Poaceae. The coding region runs from base 137 to 667 and encodes 176 amino acids. The transcript has a single exon.
UUCACCCCCACUGACACUGAUAGGCAGGUGAUCACUAAUCAGUUCUCAUACUCUUAAGUAUUUUCUCCACAUUAUUCUGCCCACUUGUAUUGUACUAUGACAGAUCAGCCGCCUUCUGCAGAGUCCGUCGAAGGAAAUGGAGCCUGCCGUGCAGCUGCGGCCGCGGUACGUCGUCUUCGACCUCUCGCCCGGCGCGGGCCUCCGGCGCUUCAUCCCUCCCGCUCCGGCCGCGGAGCACGCCGGCGUCCCGCUCCGCACCGUGGCGCUGGGCCUGGAGGCGCUUCGCAGGGCACGGUUUUCUCGCGCCGACGGCCUCGCCGCCGCUCACCGGCCGCCAGCGCAACAACUUGUUGCUGGCACGGCGCCUGCGAUGAGCAGCUGCGACGAUCAUGCUCGCAUCAGCGGCGACCCCGACACCGUGUCGGACGCGGGCACGUCGGGUGUUCAUCAUCAGGCCGCCGAGGAGUCCGAGGACGACGAGGCGGGGAGCUUGGACGAUGAGGGUUUCUUCGAAGAGGGCUUGGCGAGGAAGGUUCACGCGUUGGCGGCGAUGGUGGGGAUGAAGGGCAGCGCCUACGAGCCCGCGGCCGUGCUGGGUGAAGUUGUCAGGCUGCUCCAGGCGGCCGGGAGGAACGACUGUUCUGUACGUGCAACGACGGCUGUUUGA